Molecule: messenger RNA, 2345 nt
Organism: Cottoperca gobio
Lineage: Eukaryota; Metazoa; Chordata; Actinopteri; Perciformes; Bovichtidae
Product: gastrula zinc finger protein XlCGF57.1-like
Exons: 2
Coding region: 555-1847 (430 amino acids)
Biological process (GO): regulation of transcription by RNA polymerase II
Molecular function (GO): DNA-binding transcription factor activity, RNA polymerase II-specific; RNA polymerase II cis-regulatory region sequence-specific DNA binding
Source: RefSeq, a predicted model, not a curated record
AGUGGUACCGGAAGCAGGUAAUCGUGAGCAGAGCGGAGUCCGGUUGAAGACGGUUGUGUGGGACAUUGUUGAAAACCGUUUUUUCGGCCGUGUGUCCUGCUCUUUCCGUUACGUGGUUCAUCAGCUACAACCGGAGAGAACCAGCAGAGCCCGUAUAUAUGGAUACACUUAUUUGAGUGAACUUUGUGCGAAUGUAUAAGACGUUUCCUCUCAGACUCAUCUAAAUUAGCUAAGAAUGCUAAAAUAAGUUAGCAUAGCUUGCUAGCUGUAGAUAGGAGACAGACAACACAGCUCGGAGAGACUAUUCGAUAGAAACCACGCUGUGUUUUUCAUAGACCAACAAAGUCCAGAUAAACCUGACUGAAUGGACUCUGUGCUGGUCCCUUUACUUGAAAACGUCUGGAUUGUCUCCUGGUGUUUUUACGAAGCUAAUGAAGUUAGCUAGCUAGCUGGAGACGGACGUGAACGUAACCUAGCAACACAGUACGUGUCAGAUUGAGUGACAGUUUUGAACGAAGUGUGUCUGGAGGAGAAGUUGCUGUGAUUUAGUAAAAAUGUCUAAAACUCAGAUGCUGAGAGAUUUUGUCAACCAGCGACUAACUGCGGCUGCUGGUGAGAUAUUUGAGCUGUUUGAAAGAACGAUAACAGAGUACGAGGAGGAGCUGGAGUUCAGCUCAAAAGAGAUUCACCGACAACGGAAACUACUGGACACUGUUUUCCACCCGGAAGUCCGGUUACACAGAGCAGAUGUCCAGCAGCAGGAGUGGAGCCCCAGUCUGGACCAGGAGGACCCCGAGCCCCCACACAUUAAAGAGGAACAGGAGGAACUCUGGAGCAGUCAGGAGCAGCUUCAAGGGCUGGAGGAGGCUGAAUACAACUUCCCAUUCGAUCCUGUCCCUGUGAAGAGUGAAGAAGAUGAUGAAGGGAAAGCUCAGUCCUCACAGCUUUAUGAAAGCCAAACUGAGGAGAACAGAGAUGCAGAGAGAACUGAAAGUGAUGAAGAGGACUGCAGAGGAUCAGAUCCGUAUAGUCCUUUACAACCAGCUACACGUGUCAAGACUUCUCACUCCCCUGACCCUGACACUGAUGACAGUCGAUAUUGGGAGGAGAGUAAUGAGCCUCUGUCAGGUUUAAACCCUCUGCAAAACCAUGAAGAAUGUAAUACUGGAAAGACUAGCUCCUCUGAAUGUGCCAGAAGCUUUGGCCGCAUGGGACAGAAACGCACUGGAAUCCAAACAGGAGUUAAACCCUUUACUUGCUCAGGUUGUAGUAAAAGAUUCUCGAGGAAGAACUCCUUAACGCGACACAUGAGACUUCACUCAGAUGGAAAACGGUUCAGCUGCUCAAUAUGUAAAAUAAGUUUGGGUUCCUGUAGCAAUUUGGUUCAACACAUGAGAAUACAUACUGGGGAGAAACCAUUUACCUGUUCAGUUUGUGGUCAAAGAUUUUCCCGGAAGUCCUCCUUAGUGGCUCAUAUGAGACUUCAUUCAGUUGGAAAACGUUUUAUCUGCUCAGUUUGUCAAACAAGUUUUGCUACCAGAAGUAAUUUGGAUAUACACAUGAGAAUCCACACAGGGGAGAAACCAUUUAGUUGUUCAGUUUGUAGUAAAAGAUUUGCAAUACACGGAAAUCUAAGACGACACUUUACCGUCCACACAGGGGAGAAACCAUUCAGUUGUUCGGUCUGCAGUAAAAGAUUCACACAAAAGGGACAUCUGAGACAACACUUGACUGUCCACACGGGGGAGAAACCAUUUAGUUGUUCAGUUUGCAGUAAAAGAUUUGCACGCCAUAGUAAUCUGGCACGACACUUGACUGUCCACACACACAUGGGAGAAACCAUUUAGUCAUUCAGUUUGUGAUGAAAGAUUCACUCGGCUCCGUAGUGUCAGAAUAUACAAGUGUGUUGGUGAGAGCAGCAGAAAGAAGGUCGUCGUAGAGAAGAUGCUUUCUGAAACAUCGUCUCCCUGAAGGGUUGAAGUUAUGAGCUAAAAACUGUCAGACUAUAGGAACUGCAAAAUAAAUGUUUUCAGCUAAAAUGAAAGUUACACAAACAUUUAAAUUCUAUUUUAACUUUUUAUUCUGGUCACUGUACUUUUUGGUAUUACAUGUAUUCAUUGAAUAAAAUCGUUUUGAAUUGUCUAAGUAUUGUAUGUUAAUGUUGAAUUGUGUAAUUCAAUAAAUAAAUAGUCUGCAUCAGGCUUCACCAUGUGGCAAAACACCGUCCAGACCCGACGGAGCGACGGUCAAUUUAGUCCUGUGACAAAUCAAUAAUAAACUUCACGGGGUGAUUGUGGUUUUUUAUUGACGAUGGCGUCUAAAGACCGGGCUCAGUUUGUACCUUC